Messenger RNA from Brassica oleracea var. oleracea, 1773 nucleotides. RefSeq names its product glucan endo-1,3-beta-glucosidase 3. The record is from RefSeq and is a predicted model, not a curated record. Gene Ontology annotation, biological process: carbohydrate metabolic process. Gene Ontology annotation, molecular function: hydrolase activity, hydrolyzing O-glycosyl compounds. The transcript is spliced from 4 exons. Gene Ontology annotation, cellular component: plasma membrane. NCBI's taxonomy places the organism in Eukaryota, Viridiplantae, Streptophyta, Magnoliopsida, Brassicales, Brassicaceae. Bases 214 to 1707 code for a protein of 497 amino acids.
GCUUUAGCCUUUAGGCUUCAGUUAUAUAUAAAUCUUUUGAAGCGAACUUGUUCUUUCUCUCACUUUUUCUUAAUAUCUAUUUUUUAUAUAUAUUUGUUUGUCUUGGUUGGAUUUUGUUCUCGUGGGCUACUACUUGAGAGAACCUCGAGACUUGUCUUGUCUUUAUGCUUCAGAAGCAAAUCAAAGCAUCUCCAAGAUUUGUAAGCUCCAUCAAUGGCUGCCCUUCUUCUCCUUUUCCUUUUCCUAUUUGCAAGCUCUGCUCUCUCCCAAGAUUCUUUAAUCGGUGUUAACAUCGGAACAGAAGUCACAGACAUGCCAAGUCCAACACAAGUAGUAACACUCCUCAAAUCACAGAACAUCAACCACGUCCGUCUCUACGACGCAGACCGCUCAAUGCUCCUUGCCUUCGCCCACACAGGCAUCCAACUCAUCAUCUCGGUCCCUAACGACCAGCUCCUCGGCAUCAGCCAGUCAAACGCAACCGCAGCCAACUGGGUCACUAGAAACGUCGCCGCUUACUACCCCGCGACCAACAUCACAGCAAUAGCCGUCGGAUCAGAAGUCCUAACCUCCUUACCCAACGCAGCUCCCGUCCUCGUCUCCGCCCUCAAGUACAUCCAAGCCGCUCUCGUAACGGCCAAUCUCGACCGUCAGAUCAAAGUCUCAACUCCGCACGCUUCGACCAUUAUUCUUGAUUCUUUCCCUCCUUCUCAGGCCUUCUUCAACAAGACUUGGGAUCCGGUGAUCGUCCCUCUCCUCGAGUUCCUCCAGUCCACAGGGUCCCCACUGAUGCUUAACGUCUAUCCUUACUUCGACUACGUGCUGUCUAACGGCGUUAUACCGUUAGACUACGCGCUGUUCCAGCCUCUCCAAGCCAAUAAAGAAGCUGUAGACGCCAACACGUUACUACACUACACAAACGUGUUUGAUGCUAUUGUAGACGCGGCUUACUUCGCUAUGUCUUACCUCAACUUCACCAACAUCCCCAUAGUGGUUACUGAGUCUGGCUGGCCGUCGAAAGGAGACGGUCAGGAGCACGACGCGACGGUAGAGAAUGCGAACACUUACAAUAGCAACUUGAUCCAGCACGUGAUCAACAAGACCGGGACGCCGAAACACCCCGGGACCGCGGUAGCUACCUACAUCUACGAGCUUUACAACGAGGACACGAGGCCCGGACCAUUGUCUGAGAAGAACUGGGGGCUGUUUCACACGAACGGGACGCCGGUUUACACGCUGCGUUUGGCUGGUGCGGGGGCCAUUCUGGCGAAUGAUACUACGAACCAGACGUUUUGUGUAGCCAAGGAGAAGGUUGAUAAGAAGAUGCUUCAGGCGGCUCUGGACUGGGCUUGUGGGCCUGGGAAGGUUGAUUGUUCGGACUUGAUGCAGGGCGAGGCGUGUUAUGAGCCUGACGAUGUGGUUGCGCAUUCUAGUUACGCGUUUAAUGCUUAUUACCAGAAGAUGGGGAAGGCUUCGGGUAGUUGUGACUUUAAAGGAGUUGCUACGGUUACGACUACUGAUCCAAGUAGAGGAACGUGUGUGUUCCCUGGAAGUGCUAAAAGCAAUCGGACAGUUGGACACAACACAACUGCGUUGGCUCCUUCAGCGAACUCCACAACCUCUGGCUGCUUCCUACACCCUCAAGCUUCUUUUGUUAACUUAACAUUCCUCUCGCUUUUACUGCUUAUUGCCUUAGUAUUCUUGUAGAAAACUCGGAGAAGAAGAACAACUCCUCCUAGUUCUUGUUUGUUAAUUUUAACUUCUUUCUUGCAA